AUGACAGUCACGCUUGACAUUGACGAGGGCGAUGGUGUGGGAAGUCGACUUCUUCGUGGCGAGGAUCUGGAAGGGACGGAUACAACAACAAAUAUAUUUUCAAACACAAAAGAAAUAUCUUUCUUCUGCAAGGCAUGUACACUUCUUUCGCUAAUACUGAUGCUUAUGGCAACAUUUAUGGCUGGCGUUGUCCUGUCGUCUCAGGGGGUAAUUAGUCUAGGGACGGGUUGCAAAUUCGGCCAUAAGGGCAAACUGCCUGAUUCUGUUUACUCACCCGCACACGUCAUUCAAGAGUAUCAAGCGGUGAGAUUUGACGGAAAAGUUGAGACGACAAACAUGUAUAAGGGUGUUCCUGGCCCAGGGCUGGACAACGCAUGGAGCCAGCUUUUUGACGUGGGACCUCUGCUCGUCACCACAGAAGAACUGAAGAAAAUCCGAAAGACGAGCGUCGAAGUUCCGUCCAGGCCAGGACACCAUCUCGCAAAACUGGCGGUGUUUCACCAGCUCCACUGUCUUGAUAAAAUUCGCCGCUAUGUUCAUAACGACCAUUACAACAUGACAGACGAGGGCCAGUCGGUGUCCAUCAUUGACCAUGUUGAUCAUUGCAUCGAUAUUAUCCGCCAGGUGAUUAUGUGCCGGGCGGACACGACACUGAUCACGUUCAAUCACGGCAGUGGUCCAUUUUCUCCAGUCGAGCCCGAUUUUGACGCCACUCACACCUGUCAGAACUUUGCAGAGGUGCAUACCUGGGCAAAGAAAAAGGAAAUCAACAUGACAGAAGAGGCGAUCAAGAACCCUGAGGCGUUUAGGGACGCUUUAGUCGAGUCAAUCGACAGGAAACUGGGAGAAAAGGGGCAGUGA
This is a messenger RNA of Ophidiomyces ophidiicola, 861 nucleotides long. RefSeq lists its product as uncharacterized. Lineage: Eukaryota; Fungi; Ascomycota; Eurotiomycetes; Onygenales; Onygenaceae. The transcript is spliced from 5 exons. Bases 1 to 861 code for a protein of 286 amino acids. The record is from RefSeq and is a predicted model, not a curated record. Gene Ontology annotation, biological process: mycotoxin biosynthetic process.